GAGGAUGGGUAGAUAGUCCAUGCCUUACGGGUGCUCCAUUUAAAACGAUCGAUCGUACUUUAAGCUUCAAUGGCGUCUUCUUCACCGCCGGCUUCUCCCUCCGGUAAUAGGCAACUUCUUCCGGUUUCCGACGGACAGUCCUCUCUAUCCAACGUCGUCUACGAGCUUUCACAGCAAGUACAAGCUGCAAUGGAGAAUAUGCUUAAGAUGAUUACUGAAAUUGACCAAAGCUCAAGUGGAAUAAUAGAAGAAAUAGAGAAAUGCAAAUACUCUGCUUUUGAGAGGAAAAAAAGUUUAGAGGAAGGCAAAGAGCGUUUCCAGAAAGCAGCUUUCUCUGUUCUAGACAUGCUGAACAACAACACAGAGAGUAACUAAAAACCUAAAACUUUCACACUUGGGUUGCUAAGACUUGAAGAACCAAGUGUGUUACUAAUGCAUGUGAUGAUCUGUUUAAGAUGGUUUGUUUAAGUUACAGUUGUUGCUAUCUUCCUCUUAUCAUAUUUUGAACGAGAUUAUAGAGUUUGUUGUUCUGUUGA
Lactuca sativa (garden lettuce) is the source of this 536-nucleotide messenger RNA. RefSeq names its product polyamine-modulated factor 1-binding protein. NCBI's taxonomy places the organism in Eukaryota, Viridiplantae, Streptophyta, Magnoliopsida, Asterales, Asteraceae. The record is from RefSeq and is a predicted model, not a curated record.